AUGGUAGAGCACGCAGCAAACAUGGUACGGGCUAGAUCCUUGUCUCUGAGUCAAGCUGCAAAGAUGUACAAGAUUCCGAAAACUACGCUCCAUGAUCGUGUUAAUAGCAAAUACACAAGCGAUCGAAUCGGUGCCAAGACUGUCCUUAAACCAGAUGAAGAGCAGCGUAUUGCAGACUGGGCCCUGCACAUGAGUCGUAUAGGAUAUGGUAGAACGCGCCAGGAACUUACAGGAGUUGUGAAGAAAAUCCUUGACGCCGAUGGUAGGCAAACAUGCUUUGUUGAUAAUAGACCUGGCAGGCAAUGGCUUCGAAGUUUUUUUAAUCGUCACCCGGAGUUGACAGUGCGAACCACGAUACAGUUGGGCAAGGAGCGGGCUAUAAUUAACAAAGAGAAAAUUGCUCGCUGGUUUUCAGACUUUGAAGCCUAUAUUUGUUCUGAGGUGAAAGAUCCUACUUUACUUACAGACCCUACGAGAAUCUAUAACGCCGACGAGAGCGGUUUUUCACUUUGUCCAAGUAAAGGCAGCAAGGUGGUAGGAAGCAAAGGGGCCCCUGUUGUCUAUCACUACGGUAAUUCAGAUAAGACACAGAUGACUAUUAUGGCUGCAGCAAGUGCAGCAGGACAUUUUGUUCAGCCUAUGAUAAUUUAUCCAGGGCAACGUUUCGCAUAUAAUCCGCUUGAAGGUUUUGAGGAUGCAGCAUUUGGUAGAUCAGAAAACGGCUGGAUGGAUUCAGAAGUUUUCAUUUCCUGGCUAAGAAAUGUUUUUAUUCCAUCCAUAGAAUCCCGCCAUGUACGCAAACCUGUCCUACUGCUUAUCGAUGGCCAUAAAACACACGUAUCCAUGGAGGCUUCUGACACAUGUUUAGCAAAUGGUGUAGAACUUUAUUGUUUACUUGAACAUUCCUCGCACAUUAUGCAACCAUUAGAUCUACGCUUUUUUGCAACACUCAAGUCCUCUAGGCGACAAUCUGUGCGCGACUGGCAGACAGAAAAUGUAGGCGAAUUUGUUACAAAGCAAACGUUCGCAAAAGUAUUCAAACAGGCAUGGGUGUCAAGCGCAACUGUAGACGCUGCUGUCAAAGGUUUUCUUGAAGCAGGUCUUUUUCCCUUAGAUCCAAGUCGCGUUACUGGCUCAGUUAAAUUAGAACCAAGUCAAGUUUUUACAUCUCCUAGCAUGGAUGUUCCUGUUGUUAAUUCUGCUUCAAAACCCUUAUCUGUGUCGGACACGCCUCCAUCAGAGACAACAAGUAGAACACUCAAUGAAGACCCUGACGCAGCAGAUGCAGCCGUUGAGUCAGUCAAUUCAGUUCCUUUAGCUUUAGCUGCCACUGAGACGAUAGACGAGCAGGUAUCAUCUCCCAUGAAAAUGACUGCUGAGAAACCAUCUUCAACUUCUACAGAAGCUGCAUCUCCGUUUUCAAAGUUUCUGACUAUUCCAAGUUUAAAAGUCAGUAAGCCAAAUGUCCGUAGAGUGUUGAUGCCGAAGGCAAUAACCGGAUUGAAAUAUCGUCAGCUUCUUAAAGAAAAACAAGAACUCAAGGCAAAAUUGGAAGAAGAAAAAAAUAAAAGAAAGGAACAAAGAAUACAAAAGAAACUACAGAGAGAGGAAGAAAGAAAACGAAAACGUGAGCAACAAGCAAAAAAGCGCGAACAAAGACAGCAAGCAGAACAGAAAAGAAGGGAAAGAAUGCAGGAAAAAAAACGCAAUAAACGAGCUUUAGAAGAACAAAUAAUGAAGGAAAUAGAGGCGUCUGACAGCGACGAUGCUGCACCGAUACAAUCUGACAAAUGUUACGCUUGUGAGCAACCCUAUGGCGACGGUUUCAUACAAUGUACAAAUUGUGCCCGAAGAUUUCACGUUACUUGUGUAGAAGCAGAUUUAAUAUGCGAAGCCGAUGAGUUGCCAUUCGAAUGCAAAUAUUGCUAA
This is a messenger RNA of Ruditapes philippinarum (Manila clam), 1929 nucleotides long. RefSeq lists its product as uncharacterized. The transcript has a single exon. The record is from RefSeq and is a predicted model, not a curated record. Gene Ontology annotation, molecular function: DNA binding. NCBI's taxonomy places the organism in Eukaryota, Metazoa, Mollusca, Bivalvia, Venerida, Veneridae. Bases 1 to 1929 code for a protein of 642 amino acids. Gene Ontology annotation, cellular component: nucleus.